AUGGACAAUUGGAGGGAAUAUCAGAAAGCGUACGAUAUCAAUAAUUACAGUGCUGAACACCGAUUCUAUACAAGAAAAAACGUGAAUGGAUUCGCUGGUACUUUCGUGAUCAAUGAGAAGACGUUCGAAGCACCAGUGGCAGAAACGACACUAUUUCUCUUCACUAGCGAUACUGUUCCAUAUUGGUUUUCAACAUAUUCAAUGAUUGUUUUACUUCACGGUUAUGGAAGUCCACUAAAGAUAUCAAUGUUCCACCCCAGUGGUUCUAUAACUGUGCAGUAUCUUGGAAAUAAAUUUCAAUCGUUGUGUCGAAACAUAAACUGUCAACAUGAAGUGAACAUUGAUCCUAUGUCUACUCAUAAGAAAGAGAUAGUUGAUCCAAGUGGAUGGAGCAUGUUUACGGCUGUUCUUGCUCCGGACCUUGUCGGAAAAGAAGGAACAAGGAAGAUAAUGUAUGAUUCAGAACUAAGAUGUAAAUUAGAUGGAGUUAUCGAUAAUCCUUAA
This is a messenger RNA of Lottia gigantea (owl limpet), 504 nucleotides long. RefSeq lists its product as hypothetical. The record is from RefSeq and is a predicted model, not a curated record. Bases 1 to 504 code for a protein of 167 amino acids. Lineage: Eukaryota; Metazoa; Mollusca; Gastropoda; Lottiidae. The transcript has 5 exons.